AGCGAGCCACAGAGGCAGGCUCUAACUCCAACCCAAUGAGCUCGCAGCCCUCACACUCACACACACUCCUUACACACACACACUCUCCUCAGCACCGGCUCUCGCUCUUGCUUCAACCCUGGGACACAGAAGAAGAAGAAGGAGAGAAGAGAGAGGCAGCGAGUGGUAGAGAGGGAGAGUGAGGGCGAGGGAGUAAGAGAGGAGAGAGGGAGAGAGAGGCAGUGGGAGACUGGCGGGGUGUGAGGGAGAACACCAUGGCUUCAGAUCCGGGGCUGGCUGCGAUGCUGCUAUGGACUAUAUCACUACAGGCUCUGGGCACAGCAGGAACUAACAGUAACGAAGUGAAUCUGCUGGAUACGACGACGAUCACAGGAGACUGGGGCUGGCUAACAUAUCCAUCACACGGGUGGGACGCCAUUAAUGAGAUGGACGAGUACUUCAGUCCCAUCCACACAUAUCAGGUCUGUAACGUGAUGAGUCCCAGCCAGAACAACUGGCUGAGGACAGGCUGGAUCCCUCGAGAGGGAGCCAGGAGGAUCUACAUUGAGGUCAAGUUCACCCUGAGAGACUGCAACAGCAUGCCUGGAGUACUGGGCACCUGCAAGGAAACCUUCAACCUUUACUAUUAUGAGUCUGACAGAGCGGUGGGCUCAGCCAUACGGGAGAACCAGUUCAUUAAGAUUGACACCAUUGCUGCUGAUGAAAGCUUCACAGGGGUGGACCUGGGGGUCCGCCGACUUAAACUCAACACUGAGGUGCGAGGUGUGGGACCUCUGAACAGACGAGGCUUCUACCUGGCCUUCCAAGACAUUGGUGCCUGCAUCGCCCUCACCUCGGUGCGGGUAUACUACAAACGCUGUGUGGGGGUGAGCCGUAACCUGGCUGUGUUCACCGAUGUGGUGACAGGUGCCGACUCAUCCUCUCUAGUCGAGGUCAGGGGUCAGUGUGUGGAUCAUGCCGAGGAGAGGGAUACGCCCAAAAUGUACUGCAGUGCUGAGGGAGAGUGGCUGGUGCCCAUUGGGAGGUGUGUGUGCUCUGCUGGAUUCGAAGAGCACAGAGACUCCUGUGUGGCCUGUGAGGUGGGCUUCUAUAAGCCAGUGGCGGGUGAUGGCCUGUGUGGUAAAUGUCCCCAACACAGCCACUCAGAGACCAGAGCCGCCAUCUCCUGCCCCUGUGACUCCAACUUCUAUCGAGCAGCAGAUGACCCACCAGCAGCUCCAUGCUCCCGUCCUCCAUCUGCUCCAAUAAAUGUCAUUUCGUCGGUCAAUGGGACAUCUGUGAACUUAGAGUGGGAUCGUCCUCUGGAUACUGGAGGUCGUAGUGACCUGCAGUACAGUGUAUUGUGUCAGAAAUGCUCUGGGGAAGGAGGGACCUGUGAGGACUGUGCAUCCUCCCCAGGAGGCAGUGGUGGGGGGAAAGCAGGUGGCGGGGCGAGUAUUGGGACCGGAGGAGGAGGGAUGGUGGAACGUUCAGGCACUGCAGCAGUUCGGUUCGUCCCGCGGCAGACUGGGUUGACAGAGCCCUGGGUGACGGUGCUCAACCUGGUGGCUCACACCAACUACUCCUUCCGCAUCCUGGCUAUGAACGCUGUGACACACCUAAGCAACGAACCAUCGCUGUAUGCCAUUGUCAACAUCACAACAAACCAGGCAGCCCCUUCUGAAGUGUUAGCCAUCCGCCAGGAGAACACCAGUCAGAACAGCGUGACUCUGCUGUGGCAUGAACCCGACCAGCCCAACGGAGUAAUUCUGGAGUAUGACAUCAAAUACUACGAGAAGGAUAAUGAAGAGCAGAGUUACUCCACUCUGAAGUCUAAAAAUACCAGCGCCCGAGUGUCAGGGCUGAAGCCGGGUACCAAGUACAUCUUCCAGGUCCGAGCCAGAACAUCAGCAGGCUGCGGACGCUUCAGCCAGAAUGUGGAGAUCCAGACUGGAAAAGCAGCUCCUCUACGCUACAAUACCAUGACAAUUAUAUGGAUCUGCAUGGCCCUGGUGUCCGGCCUGGUCACCUUUCUGGCCAUCAUCAUCUGCAGGAAACGGCAAGGCUACACUUUACCACACUACCCAUCGCUGCUACACUGUGGCUACAGCAAAGCCUUCCAGGACUCUGAUGAGGAGAAGAUGCAUUACCAGAAUGGUCAUGUGUCAUUCCCUGACGCGAGGUUCUAUAUCGACCCGCACACAUACGAGGACCCCUGCCAGGCAGUCCAUGAGUUUGCCCGAGAAAUUGAAGCUUCCAGGAUCAAAAUAGAGAAAAUCAUUGGUUCAGGGGAAUUUGGGGAAGUGUGUUACGGGCGUAUGAGGCUCCCAGGGAAGAGAGACAUCCCAGUGGCCCUGAAGACCCUGAAGGCAGGAUACACAGAGAAGCAGAAGAGGGACUUCCUGGCCGAGGCUUCCAUAAUGGCCCAGUUUGACCACCCUAACGUCAUCCGCCUGGAGGGAGUGGUAACCCAGAGCAAACCGGUAAUGAUCAUCACAGAGUACAUGGAGAAUGGCUCACUGGACUCCUUCCUCAGGAGACAUGAUGGCCAGUUUACGAUCAUCCAGCUGGUGGGGUUGCUACGUGGCAUCGCGGCUGGUAUGACCUACCUGUCUGACCUGGGCUACAUCCACAGAGACCUGGCUGCCCGUAACAUCCUGGUCAACAGCAACCUGGUGUGUAAGGUGUCUGACUUUGGCUUGUCCAGAGUACUAGAGGAUGAUCCCGAUGCUGCAUACACCACCAGUGGUGGGAAAAUACCAAUCCGCUGGACAGCCCCAGAGGCCAUUGCAUACAGGAAGUUCUCCUCCUCCAGUGAUGUGUGGAGCUAUGGUGUCGUCAUGUGGGAGGUGAUGUCUUACGGAGAGCGACCAUACUGGAACCUCACCAACAGAGAUGUGAUCAAAUCUGUGGAAGAGGGCUACAGGCUUCCUGCUCCUAUGGGCUGCCCUGCUGCUCUACACACACUCAUGCUGGACUGCUGGCAGAAGGAUCGCAAUGAGAGGCCACGCUUUUGCCAGAUAGUCACCGUUCUUGACAAGCUAAUCCGCAACCCAGAGAACCUGAAGUCCAUGGACACGCUCUGCAGUUUAAAUAGUCCUCCACUGAUGGAGAGAGCUAUCCCCGACUUCAGUAGCUGUAACUCAGUAGACGAGUGGCUGGACACCAUAAAGAUGGGCCGCUACAAGGACCACUUUGCAGCAGGGGGAUACCACACACUGGGACAUGUCAUCAGCAUGAACCAAGGGGACAUCCAGAGGCUCGGGGUGACACUGAUGGGCCACCAGAAGAAGAUCAUGACCAGUGUCCAGCUGAUGAGGGCGCAGGUCCUCAACAAGAGUGUGCCUUCAGUGCACGUAUAACUCCAACGCUGAGGUUUCUUUCUGCAGAAAUCUAGAAACCCAGGCCUCAAUAAGGUCUAGAGGGACUCCACGGGAAACAAGAUGAUCAGAUAAAAGGGAGAAGAAGAUGUUUGGAAACUUUACAGGACUUUUUCCUUGAGAAAUUGAAGAACAAAAGGUGAAAGGUUUUAACUAUGGAGCAAGUAUACGUGACUUCUUAAGGACAAGUUCAACCUUUCAUUUUUUCCUAUCCAGCUACAUUUUCUGAGUUUUAAUGUCUUGUUUAUAAAUGGAAAGACUGCCUUAAUUACACAAAUUAUUUUAAUUUUAUUGUCUACAAAGAGAAGAUAAUUUAUCAAUCAUGAAUUUAUCAGAGUAAUAUGAUUUACUGAACUGGGCAAUAGCAAGAGUACAUGGAAUGAUAUAUAGGGUGGGGGUGGGGAUGAAGGUGUUUUCAAAUGUUCUGAUGACACUAGCUGACUCUCCUGGAGUGACAGCUUGAGGAGAAUAAGGCCCCGACUGAGGCUCCAGUCAGACAGAGUGGAGAAAAGUGAGAUAGGGCUCACCCGAGUUGCCAGAUCAUCUCCACAGUGGAGAAGACCUAUUUCACCCCAGGCUAUUAAUACCAACAACAGGCACAUUCUCCGCAGCCCAACCUUGAUGAAUGACCCCAAGAGAGCCCUAGAGCCCUCUGCCCAGUUUGAAGCUGCGCAGCGCACAACUACUGGAAGGAAGAUGUGUAUGAUUCAGUUACAGUGCACUUUAUUCUACAAUCUCUCUGUGUUGUAGAGGCUUUGCAGUUGUGUCACAAAUCUCCUCGCAGCCACAACUGGAGCUAUGAUGUUGGUCUGUUGAAGAAUUAGUUGUCUGAAAAUGUUAAAAAAUACAUAAAUAAUAAAUAACUAUACAUUAUAAAACCCCAGAAAAAGAGAUAUCUAAAAUUAUGUAGUGAUAUAAGUAGCUCGCUCUCUUUCCAAAUUUACUUCACUGUAACAAUAAAUUGUAACAAUAACAAUAAUUAAAUUACAUAUGUGUUUAGAUAGGCAUAAAAAAUCAUUUUGGCCAUUUCAUAAAUGAUGCAUCUGAUGCAUUUUCAGUACAUUAGCAGAUUUUUUUUAUUAAAUGUGCACUGCAAUUUAAAAUGCCAGAAGUCCCAGAAAACCCCUCCAAAAAGUUAAAUUAUUUUCUCAUUUUCUUUCAGUUUGAGUUCGUUUGUUUUCCAGAUCAAAUAGAUUGAAAAAACAAAACAAAACAAAAAAAACUUUUUUAUAUCACAAUAUAAUAUUUUCACAGCAUGUCAGACUACAUGCUUUCCUUGAUUACUUUCAGAUGCAGAAACACAUUUUCAAAGCAUUUUUAAAAUGCAUUUACCAGAUCCCAUAAAUUGGUUAUGUAUGAUGGCCAAAAUCACCACUGUCUCACUAAGCUCCCAGUGUUGGCUAAAUCAAAUCUUUCUUAUGACCACCAUCAUUAAAAAUGUGACAGUGGUUUAUAUUACAAUUUAUCCUGAAGUGGCUCAUAACUGUGAAACAUGGAACAAUUUUGAAAAACAUUUUUAUAUUUCCUUAAGUAAUCCCUUAAAUGUUAAAAUUCCUUAAAUAUUAAUCCAGUAUUAAUAUACUUAACAUCUGUUUAGCUUUCUAUCAAAAUUAGAUAUAUAUUAGGUUGGAUCAUCCCAAAGUUGGUGUUUCAACAUCUGCAUCAGAUUUUUCUGGGAGGUGUGUGUUACACCUGAAAGCCCCCUUAUUCUCUUGGCAUUUAUGAACAAAGUGGUACAGAAGCUUGUUUAUUAUUUGAAACUUAUUUUUGGAAUCAACAUUGGCACUAAUACUAUUCAGUGCAAUAACUCUGUACCCCAGAGUAUAUAUCUGAACACAUUUCUAUUGUGAAUGCUGGGAAUAUAGUGCACAUAAGCUACGCAGACUGUAAAAUAAAGUGUAACUUCUGAUUAAAUGUGAUGACACUGCCUCAGUGUUGAUGAAAAAGGUGAAGACGAACAUGUAAGUAGAAUGUUUAUAUCUAAACACUCUCAAAAGUACAUAAUCAGCCCUAAUUUAUACCCCCCUCUGUGCCAUCAAGAGAAUGUUUUUUCUUGUGCACCUUGGUAGGUUUUCCUCUAGAUGGUUGAUGUCAGUUUUUAUUAGAGAAGAACCUCAUGAUAUUUCUUGAAUAUGUAUUAUUGUGACAUUUCACCACUGGUUUCAGAAGAUUUCUUUUUUUUUUUUCUUUAGGAUGCUUUUCAAGACACUGGACUUGAACUGAAAACCCAUAUUUUAUAAAGUUAGGAUAUGUUUUUGCUAGAUUAAUUGAUUUAUAAUGUAUACAGCAAGUUCAGUCACUGGAAGGAAGAAAAAAACUGCAACAAUCGGAUUUAUUCACUUUACAUUAUUUAUUCAUGUUAAUUUGUUUUCCAAAUAAUACAACUCUAAGCGUUUUUAUUACAGUUGAUGAAUCAUCCUUGUUGCUAAUGAUAAAUCAUAAAUGUGCAAACUGUCCAUAAAUACACAAUAAAGGAACGUUUGUCUGUG
This is a messenger RNA of Lates calcarifer (barramundi perch), 5848 nucleotides long. It is a transcript of the gene epha8, whose product is annotated as eph receptor A8. Bases 255 to 3341 code for a protein of 1028 amino acids. Lineage: Eukaryota; Metazoa; Chordata; Actinopteri; Centropomidae. Gene Ontology annotation, cellular component: neuron projection; plasma membrane. The transcript has 20 exons. The record is from RefSeq and is a predicted model, not a curated record. Gene Ontology annotation, molecular function: ATP binding; protein binding; transmembrane-ephrin receptor activity. Gene Ontology annotation, biological process: cell surface receptor protein tyrosine kinase signaling pathway; axon guidance; protein phosphorylation.